Molecule: messenger RNA, 5624 nt
Organism: Boleophthalmus pectinirostris (great blue-spotted mudskipper)
Lineage: Eukaryota; Metazoa; Chordata; Actinopteri; Gobiiformes; Gobiidae
Gene: chst3a
Product: carbohydrate (chondroitin 6) sulfotransferase 3a
Exons: 5
Coding region: 501-1793 (430 amino acids)
Biological process (GO): carbohydrate metabolic process; N-acetylglucosamine metabolic process
Cellular component (GO): Golgi membrane
Molecular function (GO): N-acetylglucosamine 6-O-sulfotransferase activity; chondroitin 6-sulfotransferase activity
Source: RefSeq, a predicted model, not a curated record
UCGACAAGUGAAGCGUGGCCACUUCAACUCACUCACCGAAGUCUGCGCCUGCUCUUUAGCGGUGCGUAAAAGUUACCCGUAAAACUUUUAUGGCGCUACACUUGACUUACUCUGGAACACAGCUUUAUUACGCAUCACCACGUGGUUUGAUUCCUACGUAAAAACAGCAGCUUUGCAGAAUUUUGGCUCGUUUUUGUAUUUGUUUUUCUUUACACUUAGUUUUUUGACACGGAUGUUUGUCCAAGACGCACACUCGGUGCUGCCUCUCCUCCGCGAGGGGGAAGGAGCCCGUGGACAUAAUGGACCACUGUGUAUCCUUAUUUGAGACAAUGCAGCGGGUUGCUUCGGAUUUGAGCAAGAAAUCGUCGUUUUCCUUACGACGCUGGACGUUUAGCACCAUGGACUGACACGGGCGACAGUAUGAAGCUCCGGAUGCUCUACCACAAACCGUGAGGGCUCUGUGUGUUGUAGAGUUUCAUGAACAAAGUGAAGACUCAAGAAUGAAGACCAAAUAUGCCAUUGUCUUCAUCUGUAUCGUGGCCCUGGUCAUCAUCGAGAAGGAGAGCAACAUCAUAUCCAGGGUGUCGGAUAAGCUGAUCCAGAGACAGAACCCCGUGCAGACCCCUCAGACUCCCGUGGACUACAACACCACCAACAGGGCCUUCAGCAUGUUCAAACUCCUGCUCUCCAAACUCACCAACGCAAACUUCUCCGACCUCCUUGACGACCAGGAGAACCAGGCGUGGAGCAGAUCCGGGGGUCAGAAACACAUCCUGCUCCUGGCCACCACCCGCACCGGCUCCUCGUUCGUGGGGGAGUUCUUCAACCAGCACGGGGACGGGAUGUUCUACCUGUUCGAGCCCCUGUGGCACGUGGAGCGGAUGCUGUCUAGCGUCGCCGAGAGCAACAAUGGGAGCGGGGGUAUCUACAGGGACGUGCUCCAGGGGCUGUUUGUGUGCGACUUCAGCCCCCUGGAGAAGUUCAUCUCUCCGUCACCUCAGGAUCACGUGACUGCUGCACUUUUCAGGAGGGAGUCCAGUUUGUCUCUGUGUGAGGAGCCGGUGUGCACGCCGCCGGUGAAGGACGUGUUCGAGAGGUAUCACUGUAAGAGUAGACGCUGUGGCCCCCUGAACCUCACCCUGGCCUCGGAGUCGUGUCUGUCCAAACAGCACCACGCCAUAAAGACUGUGCGCGUCAGGCAGCUGGACUCACUACAGUCCCUGGUGGAGGACCCCCGCCUUGACAUCCGCAUCAUCCAGCUGGUGCGGGACCCUCGAGCCAUCCUGGCCUCUCGCAUGGUGGCCUUCUCCUCCAAGUACCAGACGUGGAAGACCUGGGCGCUGGACGGCCAGGUGCCAGAAGACGACGAGGAGGUGAAGAGACUAAAGGGAAACUGUGAUCACAUCCGGAUGUCGGCGGAGGUGGGACUGAGCCAACCACACUGGCUCCGGGGCCGCUACAUGCUAGUGCGCUACGAGGACAUAGCACGCUUCCCCAUGGAGAAAGCCCAGGAGAUGUACCGCUUCACCGGGAUACCUUUUACCGAUAAAGCCCGAGACUGGAUUGUGAGGAAUACCCAGACCACCCAGGGCACUAGUGGGAUCUACUCCACCCAGAAGAACUCAUCGGAGCAGGCGGAGAAGUGGAGAUUCAACAUCCCCUUCACGCUGGCUCAGGCGGUGCAGAGGGUGUGUGGACCCACCAUGACUCUGUUUGGAUACAAGUUUGUCCACGAUGAAAAGACGCUGGUGAAUAAAUCCAUAAGUCUGCUAGAGGAGAAGAUGUUCUACUGAUGCAAGCAAAGACUUCAUGUAGCUAAAGGGAGAUGGGUCGGCACUUUAUAUUACAGCUAAGUAAUCUGUAAUAAUAACUUUAGAUAGAAAAUAAGCCAUUCUGAGUCAACGUGGAAUAGUGGCUUAAAGCACGUGUGAUUAAAUAUAGUGUAAUGUGCAGCUAUCCAUAGGAGGUUCCGACAGCUGCAUGGCUCUCUGUUGUGAUGGUGUUUACGGCGACAUCAGCUCCCAUUGGUCAACCAGUUUAUUAAUAUGGACGUCAGCUGACUUGUUUCUUUUAUUAAGUUGUUUAAUAUUAAUAUUGCCAAAAUAUAACAUAAUGACUGACAGGUAGGGGUGUAACGGUACACAAAAAUCAUGGUUUUGAGGUCAUAGUUUGGUUCAUUUUCGGUACAGUGUGGGAACAAACCAACAAUUUGUUUUAACAUUAUACAAACAGGAAAAUAAAAGAAAUGCAAAGUACUGCUCGGUAAUACUUAUAAGUUAAAUAAAGUAUUCUCAAAUAAGCAAAAAUGUAUAAACAAAUGUAUGAAAUAUAAAAAAAUAAAAAUCCUUGUAAACAGUAAACAAAACUUUUUGAAAAGUAAAGCGCAGCACUAACGGUUCUGACAAAAGACCGUAGUUUUCACGUAGGACUCGCGUGGUUCGGAAGGACAUAGUCAAGGACUAGCCGCCCAGGCUAUAAAGCGAUGCGAGAAACACUGCUAUUCCAAUCAUGGACGAGUUCCCUUGUGAAUAUUAAAGAGCUGAGCCUUCCGUAUAGCUGCACAUGUAGUGGUGGAAUGUAAACACACACAAAUUGCGCAAAGUCAGUCUUGCACAACCACGCACCGAACUGAAUGUCCCGUAUCGAAACAGUUCGGCACAAAUACAUUUACCAUUACACCCCUACUGACAGGUGUUAUAGAUUAUAGCUCUAAAGCAGACACAAGAACAGUAUGUCUUGGUGGAAGUCUACCAACCAAAGGAUCGCUGAUUCGACCCUUGCACACUCAGAGGUCGGUAGAGUGGCCAAAAAUUGUACUGAAGUAAGAGUAAUGUCACUUCAAAGUAAUAUUACUGAAGUAGAUGUGUAUUUAGUGGUUCAAGAAAUUAGAGUAAAAUAUAUAUUUGGGAAAAAGAGUAGUAUCUGAUGUAUAAAUUGAGGUUAAUGUACAGAAAUCUGAAGGACAAAACAUUACAUAAUUACACAGUGGGAAGAGGAACCAAAACGUUUAAUUAAGAAUAAUGUUGUGGAUUUCUACUAGGAAACUAUUAAGGAAUAAUGUUACUGCAAUAAAAAUAUUACUUUAGCAGGAGUGAAAGUAUGCUACUAGAGAAAUACUCUAAAAGGUACGAAUUCUUUAAAAAGUAACUCAAGUGUUUCAGUUACUUGGCCUUUGCUUUGGACAUAAGAACUCAGUUUGAUGAGAGUAAUGCUCAGAGUCUGAUGAUCCUUUAUAGAGUUACCUGUGACAUAACAAUCCAGGGAGAUUUUUGACUGAUUUCUCAAGCUCAACAGAAUUAAUUAAACAAGAAUAAAUAUGGUAUGUUUUUGACAAGGGAACAGUGUUUAAAAGCUUUAUUAAAUUGCAUAAUGUGAAUUUUUAUUUAAUUGUGGUGAGAGUGAUUACCCGUCUCAUUGGUUUUAUCUCGUGCUGUAAUAUAAAGUGCUACUAGAUUACAGGUUACAGUCAUGUUAACAACAGGAAACUCCCAUGCCAUACUCACCAAUAAUGUGCCUCUGGUUUGGAGCUAAAGUCUCCAGAUGUGACCAUAUUUAUUAUUUGGACUUGAUGUUUGAAGCCAGGUCUGGUACUGAAGCUUUUUGGGAGGUUCAUGUGGCAAAAGUCAGUUAAUGUACUAAAAUAUGAGGAACAAGGUUCGACUGUGGCUGAUUUUGAUAAGAAAAGCAACAAAGGGAAAUAUAGUGAUGCAACUGCUCCAUUGUGAAGUGUCUUUUGUAAGAAGUGCCACAAUCACUACUUGGACAAACGUGCAGACAUACUAAUGAUGUUUAUCACUGUGUUCCCAUGGUAUAAAGUGAAAUGCUUUUUUUGAACUUUUGUGAAUCCAACAAUUGUAAUGCCCUAGUUUCAGACAAGUGUCAGCUCUUCGUCCCACAGCUGUACUUUCUCACAUGUGUGGGGGCUGUGGCUGUGUCGAUAUUUUACAUGUGACAAACCAGAUAAUUUGCGUAAAAUUUAAAGUUAAGAAAUCUUACCUAAGGCAGAAUACCCAAAUAAACAUUCAUAUUGUUAAUGGCAGGUUCACUAACUCCGGGCUCAAACUGAACACACGGCUGUGUGGUUCUUUCCGUUGACAGUCUAUUUUGGGCGAAUACCAGAGCCAGACGCAGCAUUUUCCCUUAAGAAAUGAAGAGUUACCAGGAGAGCAUGUGAGCAGCUUUAAGCACACAGGAGUCACAGAUUAAACCUCAUACAGUCACAGUUAAACUUUCACACAGAGUCACAGGUAAAGCCUGGCACAGAGUCACAGCUAAACUUUCACACAGAGUCACAGCCAAAUGUUCACACAGAGUCGCAGCCAAAAUUUCACACAGUCACAGCUAAACUUUCACAGAGUCACAGUUAAACUUUCACACAGUCACAGUUAAACUUUCACUCAGAGUCACAGCUAAAGCCUUACACAGGAGUCAAAGCUAAAGUCUCACACAAGAGUCACAACUAAAGCCUCAAACACAGGAGUCACAGCUAAAGCUUUGCACAGAGUCACAGCGAAACUUUCACACAGUCACAGCUAAAGUCUCACACAGAGUCACAUCCAAACCUUUACACAGAGUCACAGCUAAAGUCUCACACAGAGUCACAGCUAUAGUCGCAGACAGGAGUCACAGCUAAAGCCUCACACAGGAGUCACAACUAAACUUUCACACAGGAGUCAAAGCUAAAGCCUCACACAGGAUUCACAGUUGAACCCUCACACAGGAGUCAUAACUAAACCCUCACUUACAAGUCACAGCUAAAGCCUCACACACAGGAACCAAAGCUAAAGCCUCUCAAUGGAGUCACAGCUGGACCAGUGCAGUCUUGGCGUAAGGAGCAUUAGAUCAUCACUAUGAGAAACAGCUUUUUCUGAUGAAAAUGGGUUCUGCCACCAGUCUCAAGCCAUCACAAUAUUCUCCAUGUUUUUGAGAGACCGAAAAUACUACAUUGCAACACAUUUGGCAUCCACUUGCUGAAAUUUGCACCCAAAAUGAAAAAAAAAAAAAGACCUGGCUAUGCAGAUACUUGCUUGAGGACCCAGCAGAUAGAAUUUCACAUUUCAUAAUUAACACAUUAACACAUAAUAAAACACAAAAAUAAUCGUCUCUCUUGGCUGCUGCUGGGAGUGACUUGAAUAAGGCUAAUAACAGUAGCUGCUUGUGUCAGAAUAGUCUCUCACGAAGGAGACGGCCAAAGUUACUCAAAAAAAAAGUAUGUGAAAAUGUAUGAAACCUGUGUGCUAUGAGAAAGAGCAAAUUACAGUGUCAAAAAGCUGAGCCUGAAUAAUAGCAUUUAGUUCAUUUACAUUGUUUUCAAUAUGAUCUAUUACAUCGACAGCUAUGCACCAACUAUGGUAUAUUUCCAUUUGAUCUCAGGUAAAAUCCUCAAUAUGAAAUAAUGCCAUCAAAAGUCGAAGUAUAUCGUGUAACCUCACCUUCUCACUUUAGCCUCAUGUUUACCAAAUGCGGUGUGAAGCCAUCAGAUUCAAUGCAAUUCAAAUGAGACGGAUAUGAAUUAUGGAUAUUUAUAUUUAUGUGACCUAGAAGAGAUUUUCUGUUUUCAUCAAAUGUGUCGACAACAGGUGCUGAUGCUUUUUGCAAUAAAAAUACAGUAGCAGAAUCUUGAA